AUGGCCGACACAUGCAUCAUGGCAUGAACCAGCACGCCCGUACGACCAAUCGUCGACACCAUACCUGCCCUUACCGUAAUCGCAUGCAUCUGCAUCUGAUGUCGUGAUUAGCGUACCUUUAUUGCAAUGAACACCGCCUCUGGAUUUUCAGAUCCCCUCGUCUCCGAUACCCCGCUGCCCUUCCACGAGCUAUGCACGCGCAUCAAUGACCGCAUAGCUACGUUUCUCGACGCCAAGGAUGUAUCAGAGCGCGUCAAGAAUGUGCAGGAGCAGACUCGCACGUCGCUGAGCGUCAUAGGGGAGGCACUGGACAAGUACAGUCUGCAAGAGCUCUCCCUAUCGUAUAAUGGCGGCAAAGACUGCCUCGUCCUUCUCGUGCUAUACCUCUGCGCCAUGCACAGACGGGGCCUGACGCAGACGUCGAAUCCCUCGUCCAGCAUCGAGACCGCGGUGCAGUGCGUAUACAUACAAGACGCGCAUCCCUUUCCCGAGGUCGAGGAGUUUGUCGCGCAUAGCAGCAAGAUAUACUCGCUGGCCCUUUUGGAAUAUGCAAAGCCUAUGAAAGCGGCCUUUGCCGACUACUUAAAAGACACUCCGUCGGUCAAGGCGAUAUUAGUGGGGACACGGCGGACGGAUCCGCAUGGCGAGCAUUUGAAGCAUUUCGACCCAACAGACUCAGGGUGGCCGGCCUUUGUACGGAUACAUCCCGUCAUAGACUGGCACUACGUGGAUAUAUGGACGUUUAUACGCUUCCUCAACAUACCCUACUGUUCUCUAUACGACCGUGGAUACACCUCGUUAGGCGGGACGACUGAUACGCACCCGAACCCGAAGCUCGUGCGCCAACCGUCUACGCAACAAGUACCGCAAGCCGAGAGAGAGAACGGCGCCCCGAAGCCCAAGUUCAGGCCGGCAUACGAACUGGUAGAUGACUACGAGGAGAGGUUAGGGAGAGAUAGGUAGAAACAUGGUAAUAUUGCAUAUGCAUUGUAUCUGUGUUCUGUUGCAUCGCGCGAUGACAUUCAUUUCAGUUAACAACACGCGCUUUAUACUCGCAGGUAGCGGUUACUUUCCAGAUUUUAGGAACGAGU
Messenger RNA from Alternaria alternata, 1091 nucleotides. Its product is annotated as adenine nucleotide alpha hydrolases-like protein. Gene Ontology annotation, molecular function: FMN adenylyltransferase activity. The record is from RefSeq and is a predicted model, not a curated record. The coding region runs from base 127 to 963 and encodes 278 amino acids. NCBI's taxonomy places the organism in Eukaryota, Fungi, Ascomycota, Dothideomycetes, Pleosporales, Pleosporaceae. Gene Ontology annotation, biological process: FAD biosynthetic process. The transcript is spliced from 3 exons.